Molecule: messenger RNA, 1346 nt
Organism: Electrophorus electricus (electric eel)
Lineage: Eukaryota; Metazoa; Chordata; Actinopteri; Gymnotiformes; Gymnotidae
Gene: ctsh
Product: cathepsin H
Biological process (GO): proteolysis
Molecular function (GO): cysteine-type peptidase activity
Source: RefSeq, a predicted model, not a curated record
UGUGAGUACUAACGGCAAACCAUAGCUAAAAAUCAAGUUAAGGAAGGCGCUUCUUUAUUCACUGUUUUCACAUGCCGUUCAGUCGUCGGAAUUCAGUAUGAAAGGAUACCUUUUAACUGCGAUUUUUCUUGAGGUUCUGCAAUGCAUGUAUGCGGCACCUUCUUUAACAGAUAAAGAUGAGUAUCACUUCAAAACAUGGAUGUCGGCGCACAAUAAACAAUAUGGUUUGGAUGAAUAUUACCAGAGGUUACAAAAUUUUAUCGAAAAUAAGAGAAGAAUAGACCAUCACAAUGCUGGAAAUCACAAGUUUACAAUGGGACUAAACCAGUUUGCAGAUAUGACCUUUGCAGAAUUCAAGAAACAGUACCUUAUCACAGAACCUCAGAACUGUUCAGCUACCAAAGGGAAUCAUGUUAGCAGCAAUGGACCCUACCCAGAUGCCAUAGACUGGCGGGAGAAAGGACACUACAUCACUGAUGUGAAGAACCAGGGUCCCUGUGGCAGCUGCUGGACCUUCUCUACUACAGGCUGUCUUGAGUCUGUCACUGCAAUCGCCACAGGAAAGCUUCCCCUACUGGCAGAGCAGCAGUUGGUAGAUUGUGCUGGUGCAUUCAACAAUCAUGGCUGUGAAGGUGGCCUUCCAAGUCAAGCCUUUGAGUAUAUUAAGUACAAUAAAGGCCUAAUGGCAGAGGCUGACUACCCCUACACUGCUCAAGAUGGACCUUGCAAGUACAAUCCCCAACUAGCUGCAGCCUUUGUGAAGGAAGUGGUAAAUAUCACAAAGUAUGAUGAGAUGGGGAUGGUGGAUGCCGUGGCCAGGUUAAAUCCGGUCAGCUUCGCUUUUGAGGUGACGUCUGACUUCAUGCUCUAUCAAAAAGGAGUGUACAGCAGCAAUAAGUGUCACAACACUACAGACAAGGUCAACCAUGCAGUGCUUGCUGUGGGUUAUAAUGAGGAGAACGGCACCCCCUACUGGAUUGUGAAGAACUCUUGGGGACCCACUUGGGGCAUUGAUGGAUAUUUCUACAUUGAGAGGGAAAAAAACAUGUGUGGUCUUGCUGCUUGCUCAUCAUAUCCUCUACCACUAAUAUGAAGAACGUUAUGUGCAUUAAGUUUUACUAAAUAAAUAUUACUACAGUGUACUGUAGCUCAUAACACAAUUUAAGAUUUAGAAUAUACACUCAGUGAAUCAGUGUUUAAUAGCAUUAUACUGCUGUUAAGUGUUCUUAAAUCAAAAUUUUACUGACAACUUUUUAAUGAUUAAGUUUCAUGUCUACCUACAAUUACAUUUUAAGUCAAGUACAAUUAUGACUGUUUUCACUUAAUAAAUGCUUUUUCAAUGAUUA